AUGUCGCUAGAAAUAGUCAUAUUGUUAGGAUCCCCUAAUUUUGACGCCAACUGGGAGUAUGAGGUGACACGGAUGCAGCUCAGACUGGCAGGUUGGGCUGCGGCGUGGGUGCGGGGUCAGCACGGCGCCUUCCUAUCGGCCGUCAGCAAACACGGCUAUCAGCGGCGGCAGCCGGCAGCCGCCCAUUCACCUGGGGGCACCGGCUGCUCUCUAAAUAACCCGGCCCUACUCGCCGUCUGGGCGGCAGCGCCCGGCACGUCACGUGGAGAUGCAGCGCCAAGUUCGGAGUCGGGGCCGGAGGCGGGCGCGGGCCUGGGGGCGGGCGCGUUGGGCGGCGGGGGCGGCGCCGGGUCGUCCGGCGUGCCGGCGCCGCUGCUGGAGGCGCCGUCCGCGCGGCCGGUGGAGCUGGUGUUCGCGGGCGUGUGGGCGGCGGCGCGGCGCGGCGGCCGGCCCGUGCUGCGCGACGUGUCGGGGCUGGCGCGGCCGGGCGAGCUGCUGGCCGUGAUGGGGCCCUCCGGCUGCGGCAAGACGACGCUGCUCAACGUGCUGGCGGGCCGCGCGCAGCCCAGCGCCGGCCACGUGCGCCUCAACCGCGAGCGCCUCGACAAGCGCUGGAAGCGCCGCAUCUGCUACGUGCUCCAGCAGGACGUCUUCUUCCCCGAGCUCACCCUCCGACAGACGCUCGAGUUCACGGCGCGGCUGCGACUGCCGGACAGCCUGACGGACGCGCAGAAGAUGCUCUACGUGGACCACAUCCUCGAGGUGCUCGACCUCACCAGCUGCCAGGACACCAUUAUCGGCGACUACCUGAAGAGAGGCCUGUCCGGCGGGGAGAAGAAGCGGGCCAACAUCGCGUGCGAGCUGCUCACCAACCCGUCGCUGAUGCUGCUCGACGAGCCGACGUCGGGGCUGGACUCGCACUCGGCCUACAGCCUGAUGGUGAGCCUGAAGCGGUACGCCGUGUCGGAGGGCAAGACGGUGGUGGUGGCGGUGCAUCAGCCGUCGUCGCAGAUCUUCCAGCUGUUCGACAAGCUGCUGCUGCUGUGCGCCGGCCAGACCGCCUACUACGGGCCCGCGCGCGCCGUCGUCGACUUCUUCGGCGCCAUCGGCCUGCCCGUCAUGCCGCAGUACAACCCCGCCGACUUCAUCCUGGAGCAGGUGAAGGGGAGCGAGGAGAUGCGGAAGAAGAUCGUGGCAGCGAGCCGGGACGCACGCAGCUCUCCCGACUACCCGCAGGAGCUGCUGCCCGGAUUCUUCGCGACCGACGCGCGCCACCACAAGUUCCUGGCAGACGCGGGCCAGCUGCACGCCAACGCGGCGCGCGAGGACGAGGGCAAGACGCUGUGGACGGACAGCCAGUCGCACGCCUCGUCGUCGAGCAGCGGCGCAGACGACGACGGAUCGGACUGGCAGUGGCCCACCUCCUUCUGGACGCAGUUCAAGGUUCUGUCACAGCGCAACUUCCAGGAAGCACGGCCCAGAAUGCUGUCGAAGCUGAACUGGGUGCAGACAGUGGCACUGGGGGCGAUGGCAGGCCUGUUGUGGUUCCAGUUGGACAGGAAGGAAGAGGCACUUCACGACAUCCAGGGUUGGAUGUUCUUCUCCACCACCUACUGGAUGCUGUAUGCCCAUUUUGGGGCUCUCUCGUCCUUUCCACCUGAACGAGAGGUGAUCAACAAAGAGAGGCUGUCGGGAUCGUACCGGCUGUCUGCAUAUUACCUUGCCAAGAUGGUGGGAGAGCUGCCACUGACAGUCACCCUGCCCGCGGUCUACCACAUCAUCUCCUACCCCAUGCUGGGGCUGAAGUCCCCGACAGUCUUUGCCACUCUGCUUGCCUUCCUGCUGCUCAACACUGUUGUUGCUCAGAGUGUGGGCUUCUUCGUGGGAGCGUCCUGCAUGGACAUGCAGGUGUCCAUUACCAUCAGUGCUCUGUACACGCUUGCAACACAGCUUUUUGGUGGCUACCUUGCAACCAACAUCCCGUACUGGCUGUCGUGGCUGCGGUAUCUCAGCAUGGUGCACUACGCCUUCCAGAACAUGCAAAUCGUCGAGUUCUCAGGCACACCUCUACAGUGUGCUGAAGAAAAGAGCAAAUUUCCGUCGUGUGCAGCUGGUUCGUCGACUGUCUCUGUGGACGACAUCCUGGAGUCGCAAGGUGCGGGCCUGGCGUCUCUUUGGGGCAACACACUGGUGCUGCUUUUCUUCCUGGUGCUCUUCCGUACCCUCGGCUAUGUCGUGCUGCGGUACUUCCGCCGACCCAAGUGACGUGCCCUGCGGCAAACUCGAGUACUGCCCCACGUCACGUUACCAUUGAAACUCACUGACAUUUGUAAAUGUACACAUACACAUAUUAUACGAUACGCUGAAGUCUUACUGUUACCUGUGUAAUUCUGGCACUGCAGUUAUUACACGUGUAAAUGUGAUAAUGUAUCAUAUUCGAAAGAAUUGUGUUCGUUGGAGAAUGUUGCCACGGGUUACGCGUCGGAAGCAUCUGCGGUGAAGGAAUGGGUGAUUGUGUAAACUGUGAAUGGAACACUUGGGUGGAGGCCACAACAGAUAUGCAUGAGUAAGGUGCUGCUGACACACCGUUGUAGAAAGUUCCAUUUUAUCCAGAUUUUACUGUGUGCCAGAUACUGUUAAGUGUGUGCACGAUGGAUAGAAACUACCCGAGGACAUUCCGUGCUUCUCAGCAAACAGAGAGAAUGAACUCGAGUGUGAAUGUGUGUGUGUGAGAGAGAGGGAGACUGACAUGUUAAAAAUGUGUGCAGCAAAAUAAUGAGGAAAGAGGUGGAUAGUGAACCAGAUGAUAAACCUAGUCCAAUAUAAAAUACUAUUUAUAUUCAAUAAAUCUGUUAUAGAAAUUAUGAAACACAUUGUUCAUGUUUGUUUUCUACCUAUUCCUAUCUCAUAUAUUUUUGAUUAUAUCUGAAUAAAUACAUCAUUUAUUUGUGUA
This is a messenger RNA of Schistocerca serialis cubense, 2953 nucleotides long. RefSeq lists its product as uncharacterized. NCBI's taxonomy places the organism in Eukaryota, Metazoa, Arthropoda, Insecta, Orthoptera, Acrididae. Gene Ontology annotation, molecular function: ATP hydrolysis activity; ABC-type transporter activity; ATP binding. The coding region runs from base 1 to 2265 and encodes 754 amino acids. The record is from RefSeq and is a predicted model, not a curated record. The transcript has 11 exons. Gene Ontology annotation, cellular component: plasma membrane.